UCGGUAUUCAUCCGCCCCUUCUCAUCUCCCGUCCUCCAGCGCGCGGAUGCUGCUGCUGCUGCCAUCACCGCGAGAUGCGCGUCAAACGGGCAUCAUCAGCAUGUAGACCCCACAUCUCUCCUUCACCCAUCAGGGUCUUCCUGUACCCACUCUACCAAUCAGCACCAAAUAUAACAGCAACGAUGUGACCACAACGACCCUCCUUUAUGUUCCCGAAAGCACAAAACGCCGUUUGUAAGCGAUUAAUUAUUGCGGACAUGGUACAAUCUCAUCUGCAUCAUUCAGGUUUUCUUCCGCAUAAGAUGAAGUCCUCAUCACCGUCUGACGGGUUCUGUUCCCUGUAUUUUAUUUCUCUAUUCUGCACCGUUGCGCAUCAUCUGCAACUGGAAUAGCUUAAAGGUCAAAUUAUGUGACUUUAACUUUUUUUUUUAUCUCCAUGAUGGGUAUGAUUUGAGGAUAGUGCAUCACUGGAUAUCACUCUGUUUUUCCUUCAUUUUUUUCGACUGAACGUCAAAUGUCCUUGGAGCAUGGCCUGCGCGGUUCUUUACCCAUGCUUUUCCUGUGUUACUGGAUCCCCUUUAUUGUUUAAUAAUCACUAACAUUUGCUUCAUUUAGUUUACAUAGAGAUGGAUUGGCACAGUGGCUAUCACUGUAUUUGUUGACUUAUUCUUUAUGGGGGGAUAUUUAAGGGGAAAUCGCCUCACCUUAGAAUAAGAAACUUCAAACAAUCUGACAAUUCAUGUUUCAAUAUGGAGAACUACAUACAGAGCAUCUUAGCAAGAGGUGAGGAACAUAAAUAAGACAAACGAUAGAAAAUUUCACCACAUAGCAUCUGUUGAGAAGAUACCAGUCUUCCACAACCAACACACAUCAUGGGGGAUCUUGGCAAUAGCACGGUGGAGUUCCAACCUAAAAAGCCGGGAAUGGACAGAGGAAGCUAUGAGGGGGAUUUCGGGGUGUCGUUGGACGAGCUGUGCUCUCUCAUGGAGGUCAGAGGAGCUGAGGCACUGCAGAAGAUCCAGGAGAGCUACGCAGAUACGGAAGGCCUCUGUCACAGACUCAAGACUUCUCCUGCAGAUGGACUGUCGGACAACCCUGCAGACCUGGAGAAACGUCGGCUGGUGUUUGGACAGAACUUCAUUCCUCCCAAGAAGCCCAAGACCUUCCUUCAACUCGUGUGGGAGGCUCUACAGGAUGUUACUCUCAUAAUCCUGGAAAUAGCAGCCAUUAUUUCCCUUGGACUGUCCUUUUACCAGCCACCAGGAGGGGACAGUGAAGCAUGUGGUAAUGUGAGUACAGGUGCAGAGGACGAGGGAGAGGCGGAGGCGGGCUGGAUCGAGGGUGCAGCUAUCCUGCUUUCAGUGUUCUGCGUGGUGCUGGUGACAGCAUUUAAUGACUGGAGUAAAGAAAAGCAGUUUCGUGGCCUGCAGAGCCGUAUCGAGCAGGAGCAGCGCUUUGCUGUGGUGCGGAACGGCACAGUUAUCCAAAUCCCUGUGGCUGAGAUGGUGGUGGGAGAUGUUGCCCAGGUCAAAUAUGGCGACCUCCUGCCUGCGGAUGGUGUUCUCAUCCAAGGGAACGACCUGAAGAUCGAUGAGAGCUCCCUCACCGGAGAGUCUGAUCACGUACGCAAAUCCGUCGACAAGGAUCCCAUGCUGCUGUCAGGCACUCAUGUAAUGGAGGGGUCGGGGAAAAUGGUGGUGACCGCAGUCGGUGUCAACUCUCAAACUGGAAUCAUCUUCACCCUCCUGGGGGCCGGAGAGAUGGAGGAAGAGAAGAAAGACUGCAAGAAAGAGGUCAAUAGUAAUUCAUCCACGCAGUUGCCCAGUGUUGAAGCCAAAGAACACACCAUCAGAAAUGGUAAACAAGAUGGGACUCUGGAGAACAAUCAAAAUAAAGCCAAGAAACAGGAUGAGGCUGUUGCCAUGGAGAUGCAGCCUCUAAAGAGUGCGGAAGGUGGAGAAGUGGAGGAAAAAGAGAAGAAGAAAGCCGGUGUGCCCAAGAAGGAGAAGUCAGUUCUUCAGGGCAAACUCACCAAGCUGGCAGUGCAGAUUGGCAAAGCAGGUCUGGUGAUGUCCGCCAUCACUGUGAUUAUACUGAUGCUGUACUUUGUGAUCGAGACGUUCGUCAUUCAAGGGCGGGUGUGGCUGACGGAGUGUACACCUAUAUAUGUACAGUACUUUAUGAAGUUCUUCAUUAUCGGAGUCACAGUUCUGGUGGUAGCUGUGCCAGAGGGUUUGCCACUGGCUGUCACCAUAUCGCUGGCCUACUCUGUAAAGAAAAUGAUGAAGGACAAUAACCUAGUGCGUCAUUUGGAUGCAUGUGAGACUAUGGGCAAUGCCACGGCUAUCUGCUCAGAUAAGACAGGCACCCUCACCACUAACCGGAUGACGGUGGUGCAGAUUUUCAUGGAGGACCAGAACUUCUGGGACAUCCCAUCACCAGACCAGAUUAACCGCAAGACACUGGAGCUCAUCACCAGUGCUAUCGCUGUUAACUGCGCCUACACCUCCAAUAUCAUGGCUGCAGAUAAGGAGGGUGGGCUGCCCAAACAGGUGGGUAAUAAGACAGAGUGUGCUCUGCUAGGUCUGGUGCAGGGCCUGAAGCAGGAUUACCAGGCUGUGAGAGAGCAGAUUCCUGAAGAAAAGCUCUAUAAAGUAUACACCUUCAAUUCUGUCAGAAAAUCCAUGAGCACCGUCAUUCAGAUGCCUGACAGAAGCUUCCGCUUAUACAGCAAAGGAGCCUCUGAGAUUCUGCUCAAAAAAUGCUCGUUCAUUCUGGCCCGUGAUGGCGAGGCUCGAGCAUUCAGGCCACGGGACAAGGAUGAUAUGGUGAAAAAAGUGAUUGAACCGAUGGCAUGCGAUGGCCUCCGUACGAUCUGCAUUGCCUAUCGGGAGCUUCCAGCUGACCCCAUGCCAGACUGGGACAAUGAGACAGACAUUGUCUCCAACCUUACCUGCAUCUGCGUGGUUGGCAUUGAAGACCCUGUGCGACCUGAGGUCCCAGAUGCUAUCACGAAGUGUCAGCAAGCGGGCAUCACUGUGCGUAUGGUGACGGGUGACAACAUCAACACUGCACGUGCCAUUGCUGCCAAGUGUGGCAUCAUCCAUCCCGGUGAUGACUUUCUGUGUAUGGAGGGGAAGGACUUCAACACACAAAUCAGAAAUGAGAAAGGAGAGAUUGAGCAGGAGCGCAUUGACAAAAUUUGGCCUAAACUCAGAGUUCUGGCUCGAUCUUCCCCUACAGACAAACACACCCUAGUCAAAGGAAUCAUAGACAGUACCAUUUUGGAGCAAAGACAGGUGGUUGCAGUCACAGGUGAUGGCACAAACGAUGGACCUGCCCUCAAAAAAGCUGAUGUGGGCUUUGCUAUGGGAAUUGCUGGCACAGACGUGGCCAAAGAGGCAUCUGACAUCAUUUUGACAGAUGAUAACUUCUCCAGUAUAGUAAAGGCCGUGAUGUGGGGCCGAAAUGUGUACGACAGCAUCUCCAAGUUCCUACAGUUUCAGCUCACCGUUAAUGUGGUGGCUGUCAUAGUAGCCUUCACUGGUGCCUGCAUCACGCAGGAUUCACCCCUCAAGGCUGUGCAGAUGUUGUGGGUCAAUCUUAUCAUGGACACUUUCGCUUCACUGGCCCUUGCCACGGAGCCGCCCACUGAAGCCCUGCUACUGAGGAAGCCCUACGGCCGAAACAACCCCCUCAUAUCAAGAACCAUGAUGAAGAACAUCCUCGGACAUGCAGUCUACCAGCUCAUCAUCAUCUUCACCCUGCUCUUCGUGGGUGAGAAGAUCUUUGAUAUAGACAGCGGGCGUAACGCUCCGCUUCACUCUCCUCCCUCUGAGCAUUACACCAUCAUCUUCAACACCUUCGUCCUCAUGCAGCUCUUCAAUGAGAUCAACGCCCGUAAAAUCCAUGGAGAGAGGAACGUGUUUGAUGGGAUCUUCUCAAACCCCAUCUUCUGUUCAAUCGUGCUGGGGACUUUCGCAAUACAGGUUGUGAUCAUACAGUUUGGUGGGAAACCUUUCAGCUGUUCCCCCUUAAAUGCGGAGCAGUGGCUUUGGUGCCUGUUUGUGGGAAUGGGCGAGCUGCUCUGGGGACAGGUAAUAGCAUCAGUGCCAACACAUCAUUUGAAGUGUCUGAAAGAAGCAGGCCAUGGGCCAGCUCCAGAUGAGAUGAUGGAUGAAGAACUCGCUGAGGAUGAGGAGGAGAUCGAUUGCGCAGAGAGAGAGCUGAGGCGAGGACAGAUCCUGUGGUUCAGAGGACUUAACCGAAUCCAGACUCAGAUGGAGGUAGUGAGUACCUUCAAGAGAAGUGGUUCGUUUCAGGGUGCAGUGCGACGACGCUCCUCAGUGCUCAGCCAACUCCAUGACAUCCGGGUGGUGAAAGCUUUCCGUAGCUCCCUCUACGACGGCAUCGAUCGGCCGGAAUCGCGGAACUCCAUUCACGACUUCCAGGCGCACCCUGAGUUCAUCAUCACAGACUCGGUCCACAACAUCCCCCUGAUCGACGAGACGGAUGUGGACGACGAAUCAGAACACUCCAACCAUAACCAUGUGCGUGUGGCGCUUCGUCACCCCGCCCCUCACUCUCAGCCGCCUCCGAGACCCCCGCGAUCCCGCUACCCGAGCCGCCCGCUACGGCAGCAGAGUCUGCCCGUUACCCUCAACUGCAACAACAAUGCCGCAGAGAGCCGCGUCUACCUUGGCUCCAACGACAACGGGGUGGCGCACAUCUCCACCUGCCCCGUCAGCCCUCUGCACAGCUUGGAGACAUGCCUCUAAAGGAGGUCAUUGAUCCAUAAUAGUUUGAGACGGACAAGUACGGAUCAAUUUUAGGAGAGAAUGGUGAUAAAUACGAUAUGGACAGUCAGAGAAACGUUUAGGAUGUUUCUGUACCUAAUCUUUGUUCCUAUAUCAGAUUCACUGCUUCAAAAUGUUUCAGUGGUUCUUUACAGUAAAUUGUGUGACCCAAAGACAAUCCCACUCCGCAUGAAAGUGACCGAUUAUGUUCUCUUAUGUUGCACUUGAAGAAAUACCUGUAACGACAAGGGGGAUGAUAGGUGUGAACUCUGCACUGAAGACUAAAGAUUUUAAAGACUGUGAGCUUAUGAACGUGUAAAAAAGAAAAAUAUUUAUUUGGGUAUAACUCUUCGCCUUUUAAUUAAUAACGUUAUUGUUCCAAUUAUUAUAGUGGUUAUAUUUCUGCAAAAACUAUGACGAUUAAUACUACAGAUACUGUACUCCCGUCAUGAUACUUCAUCGUUUAGCUUUAUAUAACUAAGUAUGUUUGUAUGUAUGACGUAAGUCUGUACGUGUGUAUUUGUUUGUUUGUUUGCUGUUGUUAAAAUCCGUGUCUAUGUUCUCAUUGGUUCCAAAUGUGCCCCUUUCUCUGUUUCUGUGUUAGAGUGUGAUGUUUAUGUCUAAUUUAAAAAAAGAAAAGAAAAAAUGGUAUUAAAGAACAUAUUUCAGCAACAUAAAUAAAAUAAAAUCUAACCAUUGGAGGUAAAUCUUAUAAUACUUCAUGGAAAUUCGAGAGAAAACAGGCAGUGCAUUUCCCUUGUUUUAUUAAAGAGUUAUUUCACCUCUAAAUUUAAAUUCUGCUGCCAUUUACUCAACCUCAUACUUUUCCAAACCAGCGUUGCUUUAUUUCAUCCAUGCAACACAAAAGAUUUUAGCCUCCAUCACCAUUAAAUUUUAAGGUGGAAAAAAAAUGCAAUAUACAAGCCUGUGCAACAGUUUUAGUCACUUGUGAAAAAUGUUGCAUAGUGAGGAUAUCUUCAAAAAUAAUGCCAUAAAUAGUUUUCAUCAAACAAAGUCCAGUAAACUUAAAAAAGCUAAAUCAAUAUUUGGUGUGACCACAUUUGCCUUCAAAACAGCAACAGUUCUCCUAGGUACACCUGCGACACAGUUUUUCUUGGUUGUUGGCAGGAUGUUCCAAGUUUCUUAAAGAAUUCUCCACAAUACUUCUAUCUAUUUAGGCUGUCUCAAUUACUUCGGUCUUUUCAUGUAAUCCCAGACUGACCUGAUGUUCAGUGGGGGGCUUUGUGGGGGCCAUGCCAUCUGUUGCAGGGCUCCCUGUUCUUCUAUUCAAUUCUAUUUGCAAAAGGAAUGUUUGGGAGACUAACAUUUAUAUUUCCUAUUGACACACUAAGGCUGAAGAUACCUGUAUAAAUAACCAUCUUAAGACAAAUGUUUUUGUGAAACAUCUUAUGUGCCUAACACUUUUGCACAGUACUGCAAGUGAUAAAGUGAUAGUGUGACUGAGGCUGUUAGUCCAUAAAAUUCUGCCUGAAAUCUCCUUUUGUGUUCCACAGAAGAAAGAAAGUCAUUUGUGUUUGGAAAAAACAUGAGGGUGAGUAUAUGACAGAAUUUUCCUUUUAGGAUGAACUAAUGGACUUUGAAGAGAAUCUCACCAAUUUGUUCUUCCAAGAUUAUUCUCAUUUGGAGUUUCAUAAGAGAAAAUUGUUCUCAUGUUUGCCAAGAUAUCAAAGUCUGCAAUCAAAAGCCAGAGAUUUCAACAUGAACUCAAGCAUUUGUCAUCAAAUGAUCAAUGUUCAAUUUCUGACAAAGUUGAUACUUGAAUGAGGCAUAACUGAGAAGUAAUUUUCUCAAGCUUUGAAAGAGCACUUCUGAGCAAUAACAUUUUCCUCUGGGAUUGACAAGAUAAAAAAUAAAUAACUAUUUUGCAGAAUACAUAUAAUAUUAUAUGUUAUAAUCAUAAAAAAAUAAAAUGUUAUAAACUUUGAUAUGUAAUUAGUUAAAUAAUCAGUUCCAUAUUUAUGUAAAUGUAUUUACAGUAUGUGCAAAUUCUUGCAUUUGCUCAGUCACAAGCUAUCAUAGAGGACAUCAAACAAACACUGUAAAUAUAGUAGCCUUCACACACCUGGGUGACUGUGGGCAGGUGCGUAGUAGACACACUUAAUGUAAUGAUAAAAUAGAAAAAAAAACAAAAAAAAACAAAAUCCAACACUUUCAUAUAGCUUGAGAAACUCUACAUUUUACAUUUCGGUCAGAAUUUAAAAAAAAAAUAAAAAAUUUUAUCAGAGAGGAAAAGUCAAAAUUAAUAAAUAAAUAACAUUUAAAGGAAAUAUCUGCUGUGGGAUUGAAAGAAAACGGCAGUUCCAAACGAUAGGUGGCAGAUGCAGAUUUAAGCCUGACAGGGAAUAUAAUUAUGCUGUCAAUAGUCACUGCAUGUUCACCAAGCAUCUACAGUAUGUGAAUGCAAGAAUGCCCUAAAUAGUUUGUUUUCUGGGUCUAGAAUAUGUUUGCACGCGCACGCACGCACACACACGCAAUGAGGAAAUUCAGAUUUUGCUAAAUAUGUUUAAAUUGAUGUAUACUUACACGAGAAGUCAUAACAAUAGCCUAAUGAAAGUUUUAUUGUACAUGAAGUGGGUCGUCUGAUGGGGGCCAACAGACCAGCCUAAUACUACUCACUUUUUCUUUGUAACCCCUGUUACACUUUUGCUCACAGAAUAAAUAAAUCGUGGCUGACUGCGAGUAGCACAUUUCCACCAUGGCAUCGAUAACCGAAAACUAAUGCCUAAUGUUGCACUACCCAGCUAGUUGUCAGUAAAUGUAAACAAAGCACUGUUUAUUGCUUGUGUUCGUACAUAUUAAAAUUAUACUAAAAUAAAAUAAACUUUUGUCAAGUGUAGUUAAUUAACCAUAGAAAGGGUUAAAUUCCUUUAAAUCUUCUUGAAUCAAAUGAUAGCCUAAAAUGACUUGCAUGCAAACUGUGAGGUGCAUAUACAGGAUGGAGCUCUCCUUCUGUUAUUUGAAGACACGUGCACAUUUAUUAAGCAUUAGUUGCUACACCUCUCCUGUGAAAUAUUGCAUGUUUGCACGUUUCAUUACAACACAUAACAUAAUGCAUAAUAACAGUUCAAAUUAAUGCACAGACAAAUAAAUAAAUUAUAUUCAUUGCAUUUGUAAAUAUUUAUACACGGUAUCAUAUCUAAAAUUCAGAAAAACCUUCAGUUUUUCUGAAACAUUAAACCUUUCAGAAAAUUAAAGUUCUUACCUGCUUAUCUGAAAUGCCUGUCUGCUUUCCUCACCAUGAAAAACAACUGAUCAUUUCUAUGGACACCUUUAACACUUACUCCACAUAUGACUCCUGUGAUAUAUUUCAUGUUUUCUUAAUUCAUAGGAAAGUUUUGUGUGAGAUACAGUUCAAAAUUGCACGUUGUCAGCCACUGACUGUCUUGUGAGUUUUAUUCCUGCAGGGGGCGCUUGACGCUCUGAACACCGAAUCCUCCAUUCAUCUGCAUUUAAAUCUAAGAACGCUUUAUAUCCAUUUGGAGAAAUUUUUCAGUGGAUAGUUAUUUUUUUAAAAUUUGUAUUUAUUUAUUUAUUUUUAUGCCCUUUUCUCCCCAAUUUGGCAUGCCCAAUUCUCACUGCUUACUAGGUCAUCAUGGUGGUGUGGUUACUCACCUCAAUCCAGGUGGCGGAGGACAAGUCUCAGUUGCCUCUGCUUCUGAGAUGGUCAAUCCACGCAUCUUAUCACGUGGCUCUCUGUGCAUGACACCACGGAGACUCACAGCAUGUGGAGGCUCAUGCUAUUCUCUGCGAUCCACGUACAACUUACCACACAUCAUUAUGUGAUGAUAACUUGAUGUGCUUACAAUGAAUAACAGUCAUCACAGUAAAACCCUCUGCAAGAAGUUUAAUCUCUUUAACGCUUUAUGUUUAGUCUUUUUAUGCAUUGUCACUACAGCAAAGCACUGCAUCAAUACAUUUCAAGACGAUCACUGUUGGACAUGAAAUCCUCAACUAUGUAAGAUUCCCAAAUUUUGUAAGGUGCUGUGGAGAGAUUAAAGUCUUUUUCUUAUUCUGUCUGACACUGCUUAAAUAAAUAGUUUCAGUAAAAAUG
Molecule: messenger RNA, 8868 nt
Organism: Myxocyprinus asiaticus (Chinese sucker)
Lineage: Eukaryota; Metazoa; Chordata; Actinopteri; Cypriniformes; Catostomidae
Gene: atp2b3a
Product: ATPase plasma membrane Ca2+ transporting 3a
Exons: 23
Coding region: 873-4778 (1301 amino acids)
Biological process (GO): calcium ion transmembrane transport; regulation of cytosolic calcium ion concentration
Cellular component (GO): intracellular membrane-bounded organelle; membrane
Molecular function (GO): ATP binding; ATP hydrolysis activity; PDZ domain binding
Source: RefSeq, a predicted model, not a curated record